This is a messenger RNA of Megalopta genalis, 3231 nucleotides long. RefSeq names its product splicing factor 3B subunit 2 (gene Sf3b2). Gene Ontology annotation, cellular component: nucleus; U12-type spliceosomal complex. NCBI's taxonomy places the organism in Eukaryota, Metazoa, Arthropoda, Insecta, Hymenoptera, Halictidae. The record is from RefSeq and is a predicted model, not a curated record.
UUUCGGAGAUUGGUCUAAAAUGUGCUGCUGAGAGUUAGAGGGGACCUCGCAAAUGGAAUUGGAUGAUGCCAAUGGAUUCCAACGACUGUGUCGUCAGCACCGUUGCAGUGAGUUCCCUCAAAUGUCACGUGACUCCAUCUGUGACUCUAUCACAGAUGAGCAGUUUAGUAAAGUAGGGGUAUACACAUCCUUCAAUAAAUACGUACACAUGCUGCGACUAGUAGUAUAUAUUGUAUAGUACAUCACAUAUGGUCUAAUAUAAUGGUCACUGUUUUGAAGUUUCGUUCGUUGUAAAUUGUUUACCACCAAAUAUGUACAUGAAAGUGUCGCUGUCGCCUCUCGUUUUAUAAUACAAUACAUAUGUAAGAUAUACAAGGUGUCUCAUAAUUAUUUUAACACCCGGAAGGAGAUAAUUUCUGAAAUCAUUCGAAGUAACUUUUUUCUUAGCGAAAAUAGAAACCGCGGCUUUAUUUACAAGUUAUCAAUGAAAAACACUGACCAAUGAGAGGUGGGAUCAGCUGGCGUGACACGACCGAGCGGACGAAGCCCAGUUACGUUCGAAAUAAUUUUCGUCAUGGAAUAAAAAUGCAUUUGUGUGCUAUGUAAUAACGGUUCAUGAUAAAGUGAGACAAAUUAUAUUGGUCGUCGGUGGGACUUGUUUCGCUUGCGAUUGUGCCGAUGUCGUGCUCUCUUGCUUACGCGUCGCUUCCUCUCUUUGUCUAAAACUGCGAGGGCAACACUGUUUAGCUCUGAAACGUCAACCAAUCAGAGGAGAAACAGUUUCUCUACCUGCUUCAUGAUUCUAAGCCGGUUGUCUUCGCAUGGGCUUACUAUAUAGCGAAGCACUACUAUAGUCAGUACAAGUAUGAUAAAAUAUUUGUAUUAAGUUGUGAGAAAAUACAAAUCCCAAUAUAGUAGUACAGAAAUAGUGAAGUUUACUAUGGAAAAUAUACCAGGAAGUGAGAAUAAACAACUUCCUCAUUCGAUGCCACCAAUGAUGAGCACGUCUCCAAACAGUAACCAUGGAGUUCCAGGAAUGGAGCCUCCUAAAAUGUUACCUAGUUUACUGAGCCUAAAGGUCAGUCCACCGAGCGAAUUACAGAAUCAAAAUUCGGUGGAUGACGGAGGAAGAGAAGUAGAUGGCGAUUCGAUGAAACUACCAGCGGCUUUAGAACAGGCUCUAGCUUUCAAAACUGAGAGAGCCAAAGAGGUAGGGGCAGAUCCUAACGAUAUAGUUUCAUUAGAAAAGUCAUCUAAUCACGAAAAUGUAGGGGAAGACCCGACACAAUUAGAUGACGUAAUAAUUGAACCUGAAGCAGCAACGGAGAAAAUAGAUGCAAAGUCCAAUAAAACUAAAAAGAAGAAAAAGAAAAAGAGGAGAAAACAUAAUAUAAGCAAAGAGGCAGAAAAUAAAAAAGACGAUAUAGAGAAUUCAAAACCUAAAGAUAAUAUGCCGGAGAUCGAGUAUAUUCAGGAGAUUCCCAGUAUAAAUGAUUUGGAACCGAUGUACCGUCAAUUUGCUAGAAUCUUUGAAGCAUUUAAAUUGACCGAACCUGAACCAAAGUCUGCCGAAGCGGAUAAAGGUGAACCGAUAGGACAGUAUCCUCCUGUAACAAAUUUACAAACAACGGGAACUGUACCUAGCAAAGUGCCACCGUUAGAUGACUUUGACGACGAUGCGAAUCAACCGCAACAACAGCAGGGAACCGGAGAAAAUGGUGCUCCGCGUCUCUCCAAGAGAAAACUAAAAAGGCUAACACGGUUGAGCGUAGCAGAACUGAAGCAACUAGUAGGUCGUCCCGAUGUCGUAGAAAUGCACGACGUUACUGCCAGGGAUCCAAAACUCCUUGUACAAUUGAAAGCUCACCGCAAUACAGUACCUGUGCCGAGACACUGGUGUUUCAAGCGGAAAUAUCUUCAGGGCAAACGUGGUAUCGAGAAGCCUCCUUUCGACUUACCAGACUUUAUAAAACGUACAGGAAUCACCGAGAUGAGAGCGAGUCUCCAAGAACGAGACGACACGCGCACAUUAAAAGCUAAAAUGAGGGAAAGAGCGAGACCCAAGCUUGGUAAAAUAGACAUCGACUAUCAAAAACUGCACGAUGCAUUUUUCAAGUGGCAAACGAAACCUCGUAUGACUAUUCACGGUGACCUGUACUACGAGGGCAAAGAAUUCGAGACACGUUUGAAGGAGAAAAAACCUGGAGAACUAUCCGACGAAUUGCGUACCGCACUUGGUAUGCCAGUGGGGCCCAAUUGUCACAAAGUUCCGCCACCAUGGCUAAUCGCUAUGCAACGUUACGGACCGCCACCGAGUUAUCCAAAUUUAAAGAUACCCGGUUUGAAUGCGCCUAUACCCGAGGGAUGCGCGUUUGGAUAUCAUGCUGGUGGCUGGGGAAAGCCUCCUGUGGAUGAAACUGGACGACCUUUGUACGGAGACGUGUUUGGAAUCUCUCGUGCACCAGGUGGUGAUGCAAUGGACGAGGAGGUCGACAGGGGCAUGUGGGGCGAACCUGAAUCAGAAUCAUCCGGAGACGAAGACGAGGACGAAGAUGCGGAGGAAGGUGGAGAAGGUGAAGGAGAAGGAAAGGAUACAGACGGAGAUGCGAGCGGGUUGGUUACACCCGGUGCAGAAGGUUUGAUAACGCCGAGUGGAAUCACAUCGAUUCCUGCGGGCUUGGAGACGCCGGAAACGAUCGAGUUGAGAAAAAAGAAAAUUGAAAGCGAAAUGGAAGGCGGAGACACGCCUGCUUUGUAUACGGUUCUACAAGAACGACGAACAGAAGGUCUUGGCGCCAGCAUGAUGGGUAGCACGCAUGUAUACGAUAUGACGGGUGCUGCAGGUGGUCAAGCACCUCCAUCGGUGAUCGCUGCACGACGUGGUGUAAGCGGAACAACAUCGGAUGGAAGAACGGAGAAAGAUGGAGCCGUUGAACUGGCAUUGGAUCCGAGUGAGUUGGAUCUAGACUCUGAAGCAAUGGCAUCGCGGUACGAGGAAACUAUGCGGUCACGUCAGGCUCAUUUGAGGAGAGAAGAUCUUUCGGACAUGCUUCAGGAUCAUGUCCAACGACAAAAAAGCAAACGCAAACGGCAACAAGGUCAAGACUCGAAAGCUUCUAAGAAGUAUAAAGAAUUUAAAUUUUAAAUUUAAUAAAUACCCAAAUUAUAUAUAAGAAUGAAAAUGUUUUAUUUUGACGGAGAGAAAAAAUACACAUUACCGAGACGAGACUA